Molecule: messenger RNA, 2463 nt
Organism: Glarea lozoyensis ATCC 20868
Lineage: Eukaryota; Fungi; Ascomycota; Leotiomycetes; Helotiales; Helotiaceae
Exons: 7
Coding region: 1-2463 (820 amino acids)
Source: RefSeq, a predicted model, not a curated record
AUGGAAUCGUUCAAAGAAGAGGACCUCGGUGACAGGCCCGAUGACUGGAACGGCGAGCGCGGCUAUAAACCGAUCGGGGGUCUAAAGGCAAGAGAUCUUUAUGACACGGAUCUGCAAGACACAGAUCGAGGACAAGUUGGCAGAAGACGCCACUUCAGUCAAGAUGAGCUUCUCGGCGGAGACUGGCUUUUCACCGUGGACAAUGAUCUUCCACUGGCGCUAGCCAGCAAUACCGGGCUUUGGGAUCAAAUCCGACAGCUUCCCGCUAGUACCAAAAUCUGCCCCGAAUGGGCCCGCCAGGUUUCGAAUUCUUUCUCAACCGCCAAAGAAGAAUACGGCUUUGACGGUAUUGAUGAAAUAGAGAUUCUUAGGGAUUGCUCAGUGUUGAAACUUGAUGAAAACAGCCAGCCUUUCCUUGUAAUUCUUGCAGAUCCAGAUUCCAAAACACCAAGUUCUAAGACUCAAAUUGGUUUACCUAUCCUCCCAGCAGCAGGCAGUCAGAAUCACUUCAGUAUCAUGCGUGAAUGGCUCCACGCCUGUGAUCACACACAUCAAAACGUCGGGUGCCAUUUGGAUCAGACGAGCUUGCUCCCGACUAGAGUGAUUGAUGUUGGAGGAGAUCUGAAUUCUGUGCGUCUCUACUGCUCUACAUAUAACGAAGAAGAAAGCUACGUUGCCUUGUCCCAUUACUGGGGCAGUUUUACGGGUGAUCAGAGAAUAUCAUUCUGUACGUUCACAAGGAACUUGGCUGAUCGUGCCGAACGCAUUGAUAUGUCAACACUCCCAAAGACCUUCCGAGACGCGAUACGAGUUACGCGCGAACUUGGACAACGAUACAUCUGGAUUGACUCACUUUGUAUAAUUCAGGACGAUUUAGACGACUGGCGGCGAGAAGCCAGUACAAUGGAACGCGUGUACAGUAUGGCAUAUUUCACCAUUGCAGCCACAUCUGCCGCCGACUCUUCGCAGGGCUUUCUGAACCCGCGAAAACAGAGGGAUUUUGUGAAGAUUGAGAAGCCUCCGUCACCGCCACCUUCUCCGCCAACCCCCUUCAAUCGACGUGAUCCAUUUGCCGGGAUUAGAGAGUCGCUUAUUUACAGGCCAAGUUCAGAGAGCCACAUACUUGGUGACCACCAAUUCCCAGCCUCCGCAGACCAGCGAAUCCACAGCCAAAAGCUCGAUUUCCUACAGUCCAUUUCCGCCAAAUACAUGAAACGGGCAUUCACUCAGCCGAGUGACCGGGCCAUUGCAUAUGCUGGUCUUGAAAAACGACUUGCAAAGGCUUUCACCUCAGCUUCUCACUAUGGUAUCAUUGACAGAUUUCUUCACCGCGGUCUGCUCUGGUUGCGCAAGACAGAUAGGACACUGACAAGAACAAUACCCGGCUAUGGUGUUUUUCAGCAGAACAUCACUCUAUCUUGGUCGUGGUUGGCGUAUGAAGGUGAUAUAGAGCCUUUGUCAAUUGGUUUUGAGAGCGUCGCCUGGAGUAAAAGUUUGCAUUUCCAAAAUGGGAAGGGGCUUCAGUGCGUUGUGAGAGAGUUUGAAAAUUGUGAUAUUGUACGUGAGGGAGAUGAAUAUGCAGUUUUUAGUAAUGAUUGCAACGAGGAGGAAAGUGAGGGCUCUAAUGGUACAGAGAGUGAUAGCGAGGUUAGUGAUGAUGAUUCGUAUAAGCCCGCUCCCCACCGCAGUUGGCUCCGAUUUGAUGUGGAUGCCUCUGAUAUCGGGUUGCUCAAGUGUGUGGUCGUUGGCAGGAAAGUUGACUCCCAUAUGAGUGGGUUUCAAGAGGACUGCUAUAUUAUCGUCUUAAAGCGAAAUGGCUGUGACAGAAUGUUUGCGAAGGCCAAUCCGAAUCCUCCAAACAUGAAAUUCACAAGCGUUAUCUUGUCGCUGGUCGGCUUUUCGGCUGUUACCACCGCAACUCCCUUACAUCAACUGACUCCAAAAGACUUGCCAUAUCCUCUCAGUUCAUCUCCUCUCGAAGGUCCCGUCGGCUCAUUGGAGGAAUGGAACAAGUCUCAGCAGAAGCGCGCUUCGACCACUGUUGAAAAGCGUAACAAGGUGAUCCCGCAGCUCUGUCUCCAAAACAUCGGACAGAAAUGGGAUUUUGCCAAUCACUUCUGCGCCAGACUCGCUCAUGACGAUCUCCUCCGCAAUCCAAAUGGUGUAGCUCACGUUGAUGCGAGGAGCUGCCAGAAAAUUGCAUGUUUUGGUAAUCCUGGCGUCGGUAUCUUUCUGUGCAAUGAUAACGCUUACGCCAUCGCACCACGCAUUGGAUAUCUCGCCGAAUAUGCAGACACGAUUAUUGAGAAGUGCAAUUGGCACGAGAAGAAACAUAAUGUCGAUCUUACGUCCGGCCAGAUGUUUGAUAGGGAUAAUUAUAAUGUGGUGGUUCGUGGAGGGGAAAAAUGUGAGGGGUUUUUCGAUACUAUUCCCUGCCCUAAUAACGUUGAUUAUGGUCAAUAA